Molecule: messenger RNA, 1432 nt
Organism: Opisthorchis viverrini
Lineage: Eukaryota; Metazoa; Platyhelminthes; Trematoda; Opisthorchiida; Opisthorchiidae
Exons: 4
Coding region: 34-732 (232 amino acids)
Biological process (GO): phospholipid translocation; retrograde transport, endosome to Golgi
Cellular component (GO): endosome; trans-Golgi network
Source: RefSeq, a predicted model, not a curated record
CUCAAAUUUAUUGUGCCUGGCGAGGCAGAUGAGAUGAAGGAACUUGCACGCUACGUUUACAUCUUGUUUUACAUAUUCGGAGGUAUUGUACCUUACGUGCCACAGUAUAUGGAAAUACGACGUCUACACAGCAUCAAAGGUUUCUCCACAUACGUGUGUCUGACACUUCUGAUUGCUAAUCUCCUUCGUGUAUGCUUUUGGUUUGUUCACCCCUUCUCAACACCACUUCUGGUUCAAAGUCUGGUGAUGAUCGCUACAAUGCUGGUAAUGAUGCACCUCGCAGCCAAUGUGCUUGCAUCCUAUGAUCGGGAACAUCUUUCUGUUCAUAAAGAACUCCCUGUUGGUGUGAAUCCAACUAUUUGGAGUUCUCCUGUAACUUGUUUCUGGAAAUGGACCGACUUCACAAGCUACGCACUGUUCACCGCACUCUUCAUGGCUGUCGCUUCGGGGACAACAUACCUACUCUCCAGUAGUCCCGUGUUCGUACAAUUGCUAGGGUUCGUAGCGUUGUUUAUCGAAGCCCUGCUUGGUCUGCCUCAGUUGCUCAAAAACUAUCGAAACAAGUCCACGAAGGGGAUGAGCCUCAUGAUGGUGGCCCUCUGGACAGUUGGAGAUGUGGGCAAAAGCGUCUUUUUCAUGCUGGAAGGUGCUCCGUUCGUUUUCCCGCUGUGUGGUUGGUUCCAAGUCACGUUGGACUGUUUUAUUUUCGGACAGUAUGUCUACUACAAUUAGACACCUUGCCUGGUCAGACGCAUGAACGAAGAUCAACUUAUAUGGAAGUACGUAGAAUGUGCUUCAACGUCGUGGCUAGCAUUGUAUAUGAAGACAUCCGAAUAGCUGGCAUCUGUCUUUGAAUAAGCUGUUGUAGCAUUGGCCUUUUGGACUUAUUUUGUGCACCGAUACAAUCCUCCAUGACCCUUAUUUUGAUCGCGUUGUCAACGAUCUUUCGCACCCACUUGUCACUUUUCAACCGCAUAUCAGCAAUUUCCUUCCAGCAGAGCGUUUUGAAUUUCAGUUGCCCACCCACUCAACGAAGUCGCACAAACUCAGCAUCCGAACUAUUGAGUGACUGUUCAUCGAUGUUAUAUCUUGUGCCCUAUUGUAAACAGCUGUUUUCGUCUCGGAACUUAUAUUGUUCCGGAAAAUCGUCUUCAAAUUGACAUUUUUGACAAUUCUUAAUACUGUACUUUCGAAUUUUGAUAGAAUUAUAGUGUUGCAUGCUUCCAAGUCGUUAUUCACUCCCUUAUUGUUAUUUUCACUAAUUGUGGAUUAUUUAUUUUUUUCCGUGUGAUUUUUUCCGCCAUAAUUCACUUGUGGUUGGUGCGCCUUGGAGCAUAAUUUCGCUUUCGUCUUGUUUUUCACAACCUUGUGUUUCCGAGUCCAAUUUUUGUUUGAAAGAAAUCAGUUUUUCUUGACUUGCACUUCAAUUCAU